Molecule: messenger RNA, 1279 nt
Organism: Cataglyphis hispanica
Lineage: Eukaryota; Metazoa; Arthropoda; Insecta; Hymenoptera; Formicidae
Gene: mge
Product: mitochondrial import receptor subunit TOM22 homolog
Exons: 3
Coding region: 180-605 (141 amino acids)
Biological process (GO): intracellular protein transport
Cellular component (GO): mitochondrial outer membrane
Source: RefSeq, a predicted model, not a curated record
GAGAGAGAGAGAGAGAGAGAGAAUGAGAAUGAGAGCGUGCACCCUCAGCAGCACCAGCAUCCAGCACCGCUCUAAGUCGUGAACGUACUACUCGACAUCGUGUGCAAGAUCUUCGGUCACAUUAUUCUUGAAAACAAAUCUGGCGAGCGAGACACGUUCACGCUCACCCCCGUGUAUAUAUGGCUUCAGUUGAAGAGCUGGAUCAUCAGGUCGAUAGCGGCAUGGGUAGCAGCGACGUGCGCUCUCCUGAGGUGAAGUCACUCCUUCCCGACGAAGAAGAUGAUGACGAGGAGGAUGAAAGCUUAACGGAAAGAUUAUUAGGACUUACUGAAAUGUUUCCUGAACCAGUACGUAAUUUUGGAUAUAAUGUUGGGACCUGUCUAUACACAUGUAUCAAAGGUCUAUAUGCAUAUUCUUGCUCCACUACAUGGCUGAUCUUCAGUUCAUCCACCAUUCUUUUUGCGCCAAUUAUAUUUGAGAUGGAGCGUGCACAAAUGGAAGACUUGCAACGUACACAACAAAAACAAGUUCUCUUAGGCCCUAAUACUGCUUUGUCCGGCAUUAAUACCUCAGGUCUUCCAAUGGCACCACCUGUUCAGCGAUAAAUGAUCAUAUGUUCAUAUAUAUACAUACACGUGUGUAAAGACAUGUGCAGAAAUAUCCAAAUCAUGGAAAAAAUGUAUUAAUUGAGUUUCAUGCUCAAUUAUUUAUUAGUAUAACUUUUUCACAUAUGAUUUACACAAAGUCGUGAAUGUAGCGAACGAAGGAUUCGCAUAAAUGAAGCGUAAAAAGUCAUAUGUAAUUACCUCAACCAGAAUAAUUCUUACAAAAUGCACGAGGUAAAAUAAUAUAAAUUUGAAUCACUCCAUAUAAUUAAUUUAUAAAUUAAUGCAGCAUGCAUCUCUCGGUCUAGUCCAUCCUCUAUCUCUAUAUUCACACAUAUACAAAUCAUCGUUUUUUGUAAUUUUCACUAAUUGUAAGAAACAAAGUACUGUGAUGUCGUGUGGCAUUUUAUUAUCAGUGCGAUAAAACGUUGCAGACGCAAUAGUAGUAUCUCGUUUGAUCAAAAAGGUAACGGCGGUAUUUUAUUCAUCGUAAAUAAAUAAUUGAAAGAAAUUUGGAGAAAUUAAACAAGCAAUUAUUUAUACAUAAUAAUAGUCAUUACAUAAUCUCUGUUGCUGGGAAAUGCAGUGGUAAUCUUUAAUAUAUCUCGCCUGUUAUAUUGUAAUUCAUUGUAAUUUCGAGAAAAAAAUAAAAGGCAUAACAAAAUAGUAUUAAA